Messenger RNA from Phaedon cochleariae (mustard beetle), 291 nucleotides. Lineage: Eukaryota; Metazoa; Arthropoda; Insecta; Coleoptera; Chrysomelidae. The record is from the annotation of a GenBank genome assembly.
AUGAAGCUUGAACUACAUUUUGAUGUUGUUGUUGAAAAUUUCCAACGACAGCAGGCCCAGGAGGAGAACGAGGCUCGGGAGCUGGGGAUCCUGUUUCCUGCUCCGCCUGCGGGGCAGGCGACAUCGGACGCUCAGGGCACGUCGGCGGCAGGGCAUCCCCACCAGGAUCAGGGGCAGCCGUUGGGCAUGGCGCCGCUGAUGCAGAGGGGGGCGUUCGCGACUGCCUCGGAUUCCUCGGAGAAUUCUAGUCCUGGUGAGUACUGCGAGUUUGUUUUCUCCCAAUCCGUAUAG